AUGGCUCUCAUUUCAACUUCUCUCCAUUUUGACUACUCUUACUCUAAAACAUGGUCAUGGUUAAGCAAGAACACCAACGGAAUUGAUGAUUUCUCACGCCUCUUCUUCACCCUUGUUGGUAUUUUUGCUGUUUUUUGGGUGCGAUUCGUCCGCAAGACAAAGGAACUAAUGUUAGCGAACGAUCACGUAGUUGAUUCUGUUGUUCACGAGCGGCUCAAGUCAAUGAGGAAGCAAGAAGAGAUGGCAGGAAGAUCCAAGGUCCAAGAAUCCCUUCACGAUGAGCCAUCUUAUGGCCUUGUUAUUGAAGUGAUUAAACAACCAGAGAUAAUGAGGGAAGUCCAGCAAGAGUUGGAGGAAAUUGUGGGAAUGAAUGAUGUGGCAGAGGAGUCUCAUACCAAAACUGAUAUAUCUAAAUUCUGUAAUGAAGGAGGUCUUGCGAUUGCAUCCAGUCUCUCGUCCUCUGGUUCCUCAAAGUGCAGACACAUCCUGUCCUAUUUCUCACGCCUCUUAUUCACCCUUGUUGUUGUUUUUGCAGUUUUUUGGUAUACAUGGAUGUACAUCAAAUCCAAGAAUAAGGGGAAGCCACCAUCCCCACCAGGCCCUCGAGGCCUCCCCUUGGUGGGAAACCGUCCCUUCCUUCAACCUGACCUUCACUCCUACUUCGCCGAACUAGCUCGUACCUACGGACCUGUUGUGAAACUCCAGCUCGGGAGCAAGAUUGGGAUCCUGGUGACCUCUCCAUCCGCCGCCCGGGAAGUACUUAAAGACCAAGACAUCGUGUUUGCCAACCGUGAUGUGCCUGUGGCUGGCAUGUUAGUGACGGGCGGGCGUGAUAUAGUGGGGAACCACUACGGUCCUGAAUGGAGGAUGUUGAGAAAGGUUUGUGUACUCAAGAUGCUUAGCAACGCUACUUUGGACAAAGUUUAUUCUCUUCGCCGUACAGAAGUACGAGAAACCGUGAGUUAUAUGCAUAGCAUGGCCGGAUCGCCUGUAAACGUCGGUGAGCAAAUGUUUUUAACUAUAUUCAUCAACAAACCAGAAGUCAUGAGAAAAGCACAGCAAGAAUUGGAAGAAGUGGUUGGCAAAGACAAGAUCGUAGAAGAAACCCACAUUUACAAAUUACCAUAUCUACUUGCAAUUAUGAAAGAGUCGUUGCGUUUGCACCCAGCCCUCCCUCUCCUAGUCCCGCACAGCCCCAGUGAAGACUGUACAGUUGGCACCUACGCUAUCCCUAAGGGUUGUAGGGUGUUUGUCAACGCCUGGGCAAUUCACAGGGAUCCUUCUGUCUGGGAAAAUCCGUUGGAGUUCAACCCUGACAGGUUUUUGAACAGCAAAUGGGAUUUUAGUGGGCGUGACUUUAAUUAUUUUCCAUUCGGAUCUGGCAGCAGAAUCUGUGCUGGAACAGCGAUGGCUGAGAGGAUGGUGUUGUAUUCAAUUGCCACGCUCUUGCAUUCUUUCGAUUGGAAAGUGGCAGAAGGUAUGAAGUUGGAUCUUACAGAGAAGUUCGGGAUUGUCUUGAAGUUGAAGAAUCCACUGGUUGCGGUUCCGACGCCAAGGUUAUCGAUUCCUGCUCUUUAUGAAUAAAAAUUUUAGAUUGGAAUCCCGAUGCCCAUGCUGA
This is a messenger RNA of Theobroma umbraticum, 1618 nucleotides long. Lineage: Eukaryota; Viridiplantae; Streptophyta; Magnoliopsida; Malvales; Malvaceae. The record is from RefSeq and is a predicted model, not a curated record.